AUGCUGCGUUCAGAUCUGCUGCUUACGCAUUAUGACCCGACAUUGCCGAUCGUCGUCACUACAGACACCGCCAAUCAUGGCAUUGGUACCGUCAUUUCGGCCAAUUUUUCCGACAGGUCCGAAAGGGCGAUCAUGCACGCAUCCCGAACGUUCACGUCUGUUGAGAAGAACUAUGACCAAAUCGAAAAAGAAGCACUAUCCAUCCUAUUUGCCGUCAAGAAGUUCCACAAGCUGCUGUACGGUUUUCAUUUCACGCUGGUGACCGACUAUAAACCGUUGAUGUCAAUCUUCGGUUCGAAGGGCAUUCCAGCCUAUUCAGCCAGCCGACUUCAACGAUGA
Molecule: messenger RNA, 339 nt
Organism: Dibothriocephalus latus
Lineage: Eukaryota; Metazoa; Platyhelminthes; Cestoda; Diphyllobothriidea; Diphyllobothriidae
Source: the annotation of a GenBank genome assembly